Acanthosepion pharaonis is the source of this 1032-nucleotide messenger RNA. Lineage: Eukaryota; Metazoa; Mollusca; Cephalopoda; Sepiida; Sepiidae. The record is from the annotation of a GenBank genome assembly.
AUGAGUCUCUGUGUACAGUUUUCUUAUAUGCAAGUAACACGUUCAUUUUUAUUUCUACACUUCAAUACAUUUGCUCUUUCUCUUUUUCUUUACUAUCUCUCUCUCUUUUUAAUAUCAUUGUUAUUCUCUCGUUUUCUUUCUCUAUCUAUGUUUAACAUCUCUCUCUCUCUUUUUCUCUUUAAUAUCUCUUUCUUUUUUUCUCUCUUUAAUAUCUUUCGCUUUUCUUUCUUUAACAUCUCUCUCUUUUCUCUUAAUUUUUUCUCGUUGGCAUCUUUGAUUCUCCUCCUCGCCUCUCUCUUUAUCUCUCAUCUCUUUUAUCUCGCUUUCGCCUUCAUUUUUCUCUCGUUAAAAUAUCUGCUCCUUCCCUUUUCUAGAAUUUCUUUUUUCUCUUUAGCACCUUUCGUUAAUAUUUCUUUCUUUCUCUUCAACAUCUUUAUUCCUCUCUCUCUCGCUCUCUCUCUAGCUCUCUCUCUCUCUCUCUGUUUCUCUUUUUAUCCGUCUGUUAUUUCCAAUCUUUCUCAAUUUAUGCGUCCAAUCGAUUUAAGUUUUCUUUCUUUAUUGUCUGUUUCAACAUAUAUCACAUUUGAAGAUGAUCCGUCUUUCAGCAAUCAUGCGUUUCUGUUCCGCCAUCUUUAUCUCUCUCUCCGAACGCUUGAUUUUUCGUUCGUUCAUUCUUUCCUAUUUAACUUCUUCAUUGUCUCAUUUUUUUCCGCUGUCGAAGAAUACAAAUCUACAUCGAUUACUAAAUAUAAGUACGAGUUUGAACUCGGUGAUGCGAAAUUGCAUUCCAAUUUAUUUCUGCCCUUCCCUGUCUCUCUCUCUCUUUAUCUAUCUAUCUAUCUAUCUAUCUAUCUAUCUAUCUAUCUAUCUAUCUAUCUAUCUAUCUGUGCAAACAAAUGCUUACAUAUAAAUGCCUUAUUUGAAAAUCUAGCGCGUCGUGAUGACAUAACGGAUGCUACUGAGGCCAGCCUUUCAGUCCGUUCAGCGGUACUUUCUGUGGAGAUGCGGGCAGCAGGGCGUGAGGCUAUCUGA